AUGAAGAUUGUUCAACUUUCCGAGGCCAAGCCUUUCCAAUUUUCGUAUUGCCAUGCGUCAAGCAACAGUGACUCCGAGUCAUUACCGUCCUCGUCCUCGUCGUCCUCCUCCUCUUUGGAGUGGAAGGAAGAUGAUACUUGCGUGCAACUUUGCAUUCCCAUGCCGGGAGUCAAGGCCCAGGACAUUCGCCUUGCCAUGACGCAAGACAGUGUGCUUCGAGUUUGGGGACAACGUUCCUCUUCCUUGAGCACAAGUAAAUCCAACAAGAGACAACGCUUGAACGUUCGCGAAAUCCCCAUUGAUACUCAAUUGGUGGACAUUGAACGAGCCAUUGCCAGUGUCUGGAAGGAUACUUUGGUGCUUUAUGCACCCAAGAAGCGUGACACUACCUUUAUGGUGUCAUUGAAGAAAUCAAGUCUCUUGGAAGAACUUGAAGAGUCUACCAGAAACAACAGCAACAGCAGCGAGGUUGCAUGCUAA
Molecule: messenger RNA, 480 nt
Organism: Cylindrotheca closterium
Lineage: Eukaryota; Bacillariophyta; Bacillariophyceae; Bacillariales; Bacillariaceae
Source: the annotation of a GenBank genome assembly